Messenger RNA from Miscanthus lutarioriparius, 2745 nucleotides. The record is from the annotation of a GenBank genome assembly. Lineage: Eukaryota; Viridiplantae; Streptophyta; Magnoliopsida; Poales; Poaceae.
AUGGGCUGUGUCAGUUCCAAGCAAUUCCACGGUGGGGACGACCAUGGGGACGGCAAGCCGCGCCGGCGGCCCUCGAGCAACUCGCUGAAGCGCCUGGUUAGUUACAGUUCCAGCAAGAGGCAUGAGGACUUGGAAGAGGAGGAUGAGGAAGGGGUGCCUGUGCCAGCCACGUCCUCAAGCGCCACACGCCGCGCCGGGAACGAUGCCAGCAUGGCGAGGCUGAUCCGGAAGCCUCCAGCACUGGUGGUUGAGGCUGUGCCGGCAUUGCCGGAGGAGGCAGCCACUUUGGCGGUUGGUGCAGUUGAUGCAGAAAGGGCGGUUGCUGCAACGACUGGGAAUCGGAAGCGUCCUCCAGUGGAUGUACAAGUCAAUGGUGCGGCGGAGCAAGAGCCGAGGAGCGGUGGUGGUGGUGGUAGGACGGAGGGGGAGGCCAAACCAAGGAUCAGGGAUGUGCCCAAUGGCGUCCAGGGGGAGCAUGUGGCGGCAGGGUGGCCAAGAUGGCUCACAGAGGUCGCGGCAGAGGCGGUUCGUGGGUGGCAACCUCGGAGGGCCGAGUCUUUCGAGAAGUUGGACAAGGUAGGACAAGGUACAUAUAGCAGCGUUUAUAAAGCACGUGAUCUUGAGAACGGAAAAAUUGUGGCUCUGAAGAAAGUUCGGUUUGCCAAUAUGGACCCUGAGAGUGUCCGAUUUAUGGCAAGGGAAAUUCACAUCUUAAGAAGGCUAGAUCAUCCAAAUGUUAUCAAACUUGAAGGUUUGGUGACGUCACGCAUGUCAAGCAGCUUGUAUCUUGUAUUCGAAUACAUGGAGCACGACCUUGCAGGACUUGCAGCUACACCUGGCUUAAAAUUCUCAGAACCUCAGGUCAAGUGUUACAUGCAACAGCUACUUUCUGGACUUGACCAUUGUCAUAACCGUGGUGUUUUGCAUCGGGAUAUAAAGGGUGCAAAUCUCCUACUUGACAAUAAUGGCAUUCUUAAAAUAGCAGAUUUUGGUCUAGCUACAUUCUUUAAUCCCAACCAAAAACAACAUUUGACAAGUCGUGUAGUAACAUUAUGGUACCGGCCUCCUGAGCUUUUGUUGGGUGCUACUAACUACGGUGCUGCUGUUGAUCUAUGGAGCGCCGGUUGCAUUCUUGCUGAGUUGCUAUCAGGGAAGCCUAUCAUGCCAGGACGAACUGAGGUGGAACAGUUGCACAAGAUUUUUAAGCUUUGUGGUUCACCAUCAGAGGAGUUUUGGGCUAAUUUGAAGUUAUCCCGAGCUACCAUAUUCAAGCCUCAGCAUCCGUAUCGCCGAUGUGUGAAUGAUGUAUAUAAGGACUUCCCUACUACUGCUUUAACACUUCUGGACCAUCUACUUGCCGUAGAACCUGGGAAUAGGGGUACCACUGCAUCUGCCCUUGACAGUGAAUUCUUUACAACAAAGCCUUAUGCCUGCGAUCCAUCAAGUCUACCCAAAUAUCCCCCAAGCAAGGAAUACGAUGCUAAGCUUCGAGAUGAAGAAGCUAGGAGGCAAAGAGCAGCUGCUAAAGGACAGGAAGCUGAAGCCGGACGGAGGAAGCAACUUCCUGCACCCGAUGGCAAUAAUGGAUUGCAGCACCGCCGAGUUCAGGUGAAUCCCAAAAGCAGCAGUUACAAGUUCACUCCAAAGGAGGAUGCUGUUUCUGGAUUUCCAAUCGAUCCGCCAGCAAGAGCUGCAGACAAUGGUUACCCUCAGCGUGUUCCUUUGAUGCAAGCUGGCCGUUCUUCCUCCACUCUGGGCAGAUCAAGUGGAAUGGAUCCAAAGGCCCAAAGAUUUCACACCUCCCAAAUUAUUACUGCUGAGAUGUCCAACCAAUCUGCUGCAUCUGGGCAGCGAGGCAAUGCUCCUAAGAUGUCUAACCUUGGGGAAAGUGCCAGGAGACAAUAUUUGAGAGAGCAUCGGUCCAGUUCAAGAUACAGUCAGCUCACUGGUGCUGACCCUUCUGAUAGACCUGAAUGGAAUCAUCAAUUCCAAGAAAGACCAUCAUCUUCCCAUCGGAAAGAUGAUGCUGUGGCAAACAAAGAGCCUACAGUGGUGAAUGGCACAAAGAAGAACAGAAUCCACUAUUCAGGACCAUUGAUGCCUCCUGGAGUGAACAUGGAUGAGAUUCUUAGAGAGCAUGAGCGACAGAUCCAACAAGCGGUGCGAAGAGCCCGCCUUGACAAGGGAAAGGGAAAGCACAACGGGUUUAACGGUAGCGAGGAGGACAGCUCCCAGACAUCAGCAUGUCAGAGGGACCGUAUGCUGCUGGAGAUCAACGAUGUUCUUUCGCCGAAGAUUGUUCUGAAACGAAAAACCCAUUGCUGUAUGGGCAGUACACAGCCAGCCGAAGAACUGAACUCCAUCCUGUGGUGCUGCUGGAGCGCAGUUUCUCCACAGUCCACACGAAGUGGGAAAAGGGGCACUGAUGUUGAAAUUACCCGGCAGUUGUUUGCCGGCCAUCGUCCCAAGUUCCCAACUGCCGGUCAGGCUCGCAAGACCCGUUUCUGGACGCACGGUGAAGGGCAGGCCGAGGCAUACCCUCAGCCUUUCCGACUGCACGCCACCAAAUGGACACAGAUUCAAAGGAAGCCUAGCCUGAAGGGUCCGGGAACUGUCCCUCGGUCCAAGUCCUUACUGCAGACCAAACUCGUUGGCUGUAUUGACAAUGUGCAAGCAAGUGUACUAUUGAUUCAUCCGUGCUAUGACAAAGAGGACAUAAACGUUGGUUUGGCCAUCCUCUUCUAG